GGAUCCAAAGGGCUACCUCUAAACCAGUUAGGAUCCAAAGGACUUCCACUAAACCAGUUAGGAUCCAAAGGACUAUCUCUAAACCAGUUAGGAUCCAAAGGACUACCUCUAAACCAGUUAGGUUCCAAAGGACUACCUCUAAACCACUUAGGAUCCAAAUGACUACCUCUAAACCACUUAGGAUCCAAAGAACUACCUUUAAACCACUUAGGAUCCAAAUAACUAACUCUAAACCACUUAGGAUCCAAAUAACUACCUCUAAACCACUUAGGAUCCAAAGAGCUACCUCUAAACCACUUAGGAUCCAAAGAGCUACCUCUAAACCAGUUGGGAUCUAAAGAACUACCUCUAAACCAGUUGGGAUCUAAAGAACUACCUCUAAACCAGUUAGGAUCCAAAUAACUGAUCAAGACUAAGGAGCUAUGGCUAGACCAGUUAGGACUAAAGGACAUUGUCUUCCAUCAAUAACGAUCAUCCUGAUGUUUUGUGUUCUCAGAACCGUCCAGCGAGGUCGGACUGUUUAACGUUCUUGCUGACCCUCCGGGUCCAGAGGAGGAAGAGGAAGAUGAAGAGGAGGAAGAGGAUGAGGAGCAACGAGCCCGGAGAGAGGUGUUUGAGUUUGAGCUGUCUGACCGACCACUGCUGCCCUGCUACAACAUCCAGGUGUCUCUGUCCCAGAGACCCAGGAACUGGCUCCUCCUCUCCGACGUCCUGGGUCGUCUCCGGAUGACGUCUCGGUCUUUCCGGCGUCUCUUCCCUCAGCUCAACGUUCGGUCUGUCGGCGAGGACGAGUUCUACCGGCAGGCCCGCCAGUCGCAGCUCCUCACGGGUCCGGACGAGCGGGAGCUGGCCUCCUUCAGACCAGACGUCAGGGACCCCCUGGAGCUGGUCGAGGCCACUCCGGAGCUCGCCGGCAUGCUCGGCUCUUCUCUAGAGUUUGUGCACAGUCGUUGGGACUCGCUGGAGGCGUCUCCGCCUCCGACGCCGCCGGCGGGGCAACGUUUCCCACCGUUAUUACCGCCAGAAGCCAGAUCUGCAGAGUCUGGACUGAGUAUUAAGAAUCUGGGAUGUUCGGAAACCAACAUGAACGCUAGGAUGUGGGAACAUCCAGGAAGUAGAAACACUGCUGUUCCUCUUCCUGCAAAGCCAAACGUGAUAGCGACUGCUAGCAUGUGGGAGCCGCAAAGACAGCAAAGUAAGAACAUUUGGAUCCCAAAUUCUGCUAAUUCGGACUCUAAGAUGGACUCUAGGGAACAACAACAAGGAGCAAAGUCCGAGGCGGCGGUUUGUGCGAACACGUGGGUACCACAGCGACUAAGAAGCAGGAGCUCGGACACCAAAGUGGACCCACAGAACCCUGCUAAUCCUGCAACCGGUGCCGCAGAUGCUAACGCAUGGAAGCGACCGAACCAAGGGCGACCGACCAGCGGGGUUUCGGACUCUACGAACCGAGGCACUUUGGUCGAUGCCCAUGUUUGUGAGACGCAACGUCUACGAAGUAAAACCGCUGGGAUCACGAGCCCUGUUAGCGUCCCGGCUACGGACGCUAAUGCGUGGGAACGCCAGGGAGUAAAGAGGGCGGGGGGCACCACCACCACCAGCAGCACUGACGCCCACGGAGGCAAGACCGUAAAGAUGGAUGCCGCCUGGCAGAGGAACCUGGGCAACCUCAGAGUCCACAUCAGGGACCUGGGGUUGAAAGUUGGGGGGGAACCAUCCAGAGAGACACAAAGAAAGACCCGGGGAAGGCUGCCGGGAAGGGGGUCCGGGUCAAAUCCAGGUCAUGACGGUGUAACCAGGGGAGUCCAGAAACCAGUUCAGUAAACACCGUGACGGUGUCGUGUGCUACGUGUAAACUGUGAAUAUGCAUCCAGAUGUCACUGUUGUUAAAAUGAGUUCUUUGUAAAUGGAGUCUGGUGUAAAUACGACGUUUGUUACCUUUUGUUUGUCAUUUUGUAUUCAGGUCACCGAACUAUUUAUUGUCCAAUAAAUGUAAAGAACACGUCGUCUGGACUCAAGCUCAUUAUGCAGAUUAUCUAGCAUGGACAAGGACGU
Molecule: messenger RNA, 2055 nt
Organism: Anarrhichthys ocellatus (wolf-eel)
Lineage: Eukaryota; Metazoa; Chordata; Actinopteri; Perciformes; Anarhichadidae
Exons: 2
Coding region: 727-1824 (365 amino acids)
Source: RefSeq, a predicted model, not a curated record